Molecule: messenger RNA, 2963 nt
Organism: Melanotaenia boesemani (Boeseman's rainbowfish)
Lineage: Eukaryota; Metazoa; Chordata; Actinopteri; Atheriniformes; Melanotaeniidae
Product: cyclin-dependent kinase 5 activator 1-like
Exons: 3
Coding region: 724-1728 (334 amino acids)
Biological process (GO): positive regulation of cyclin-dependent protein serine/threonine kinase activity; brain development; activation of protein kinase activity
Cellular component (GO): cytoplasm; protein kinase 5 complex
Molecular function (GO): protein kinase binding; cyclin-dependent protein serine/threonine kinase activator activity
Source: RefSeq, a predicted model, not a curated record
UCUCCCACAUCCAACCCGAAUAGCUGCAGAUGCCCGCAUCCAAGCAUCUCUCUCUGUCUCUCUGUACCAGGUCUGCAUGGAUAAGCUGACAUCUAUUUUUGGAUUUCAUACUGGCUGAUUUUUCUCCUCCCAUCUUUGUUGCUGUUGUUAAUUUAGCCUUUUAGAUCAAUACCUGUUGUUGUAUUUAUUUUUUUUUAUCUGGGGAGGUUCAAACGAGCUGUGCGCAUCGUAGCGGGACAUCAACAGCCACGACCGUCAAUGGAAGACAUUUUUCCUCUCGCUCCAAGCGAAGGAGUGAAGCUAUUUUUCACCGCUGUUCUGCAUCUGUCUGCCAAUCGACAGGUGAGGGACUCCUGAAUGAAGAUUUAAAAAAAAAAGCAGAAACCCCACCCGGGAGAAAAAGCUCUCGGUCUGUGACGCUUUGUGGGGGGUUAUAUAGGGUAUUAUCCAGGACUGAACCAUUUUCACGCCCUGGAUCUGAAGAGCAGGCGGUUCCUGGCGCUGUGGAUACCGAGGCUGGACGGCGUCUUUCCAGUUUGCCCAGCAGCCAGGGGGUGGUCAGGGUGGGAUUCAUGGAUUCCUCAAGAACAGAGGAUUAAUUAGAAGGUUCAGUUGCCUCCAGACUUUGGUCCUCUAAAAGCUCUCUGUCUUAACCAGUCAAAGAGUUUUACCCGUGCUACUUCAUUCCCCACCCCGUCCUCCUGCUGACCCUCACCAGACAUCAUGGGGACCGUGUUGUCGCUCUCUCCAAGUUACCGUAAAGCUGCACUGUUUGAGGAUGGCCCGGCCACGGUGGGCCACUACACGGCUGUUCAGAACAGCAAGAACGCCAAGGAUGCUGCAGCAGCAGCAGCCAAGUCCCUCAAACGCCCCUCCAUCAUUAGUGCUUUGCCAUGGAAACGCAUCGUGGCUGCGUCGGCAAAAAGGAAAGGUUCCAAGAAGCUCCAGUCAGAAGCUGGAGACGGCAAAGGGAGUCCCCUGGAUGGCCAUGGAGCCACCAUCACCAACUCGGCCUCCAACAGCCUCAAGCUGAAGAAGUCUCAGUCCUGUGCAAAUCUCUCGUCCUUCUCGUCCAGCCAGGACCCCUCAGCUACCACCACCACUACCUCCUCCCACCUGCCAAACUCCAAGACCCUGGCAAACGUAGCUACUGUCAUUGCCAAAAAGAAUUCCCUCACAGGACCAGGAAUCCAGCCCUCCACUGCUGCCGGCACACCAAAACGUGUCAUCGUCCAGGCCUCCACCAGUGAACUGAUGCGCAGCCUGGGCGAGUUCCUGUGCCGUCGGUGUUACAGACUGAAGCGUUUGUCCCCGACGGAUCCGGUGCUGUGGCUGCGCAGCGUGGACCGCUCCCUCCUCCUGCAGGGCUGGCAGGAUCAGGGCUUCAUCACUCCGGCCAACGUAGUCUUCCUGUACAUGCUGUGCCGGGACGUGGUCUCGGCCGAGGUUGCGUCGGAGCGCGAGCUGCAGGCCUCGCUGCUCACCUGCCUCUACCUGUCAUACUCCUACAUGGGCAACGAGAUCUCCUAUCCCUUGAAACCCUUCCUGGUUGAAGCGGAGAAGGAAGCCUUCUGGGACCGCUGCCUUGAGAUCAUCAACCGCAUGAGUGGCAAGAUGCUGCAGAUCAACACUGACCCACACUUCUUCACCCAGGUGUUCGCUGACCUGAAGAACGAAAGCAAGAAAGAGGAGGAGAAAACUAAACUCCUCAUAGGCCUUGACCGAUAAGAGGGAGCUGGGAGGGGGUAAGGAAGGAUGGAAGGAUAGAAAGUGAACAGGCUGCAGUCAGGAGGACUAAUGUAAAGCAGUGUAGCACUACCUUGGAGCAGUACUAUUGUCUGGCGUCUCUACUGGUUUAUGAUUAACCAAAUUUCCUUUUCAUAGCCCAGAGGUAAGAACUUCUGCUAUUUAAAACAACAUUUAAAUCAAAUGAGGUGGGUAAUGAAGCAAUUAAACACAAACAGGUAAAUGAUCUGCAGUGUCUCGCCUGGAGGCAGCAGUUGGCUCAUGGGGCGGCUUUACCACAACAAAGCUGAUAAAAUCAGGCUGGCUGCUUCCCACACCAUCAACCACAUAAGCCGCCAAGACCUGCUCUGAUAAGAAUCCCAAGACUGACAGGCUGCUCAUUGGUAUUCAACAUCUAGUUUGCUUUGGUCAGAAAGAUGAGUUUUAAAGCCAUGAUACAAUUACGUUUAUCUGUAGCCUGGCCUGCAGAAUUCUUGUUGUGACAUUUACAGGCUGAGAGUUAGAGAAAUCAGCCAUGUUAAUCUUCGGCCUCAGGCAGAAAGACAUGCAUCAGGCUGACCUGUACCUUGUUCUAGUGAGAUAAGGAAUACAAUCUGAAGUCCCAGUUACACUGGGCAAGAGACGCCAGACACACACACACACACACACACACACACAAAGUCGGAUAUUCACAUAGAGUACAAGCCAAAAGUUUGAACAGAUUUUGCAAUUUAUGUCAAAUUAAUGAGACUUUUGACCAGUACUCUACAUAUACAUGCAUUUGCAUGAAGUCACACUUUUUACUUUCUUGCACAUAACCACCAACUUUCCAACAUUUUAUUAUUAAAGUCCUGCCCAAGCUUAGUGCUCCCAUAUAAGGAGCAUCUUUGCUGAAAUCAGCAGAGGAUUUACAAACACUUAGCCUGCAAUCUGGUUUAAUUGUACUGUAGUGGUUUAAACCAUCCACACAUUAUGUAAAGUACUGUAUAUUUAAAGAAACUUUUGGGUUCAACUCCUCCAGGGUUUGGGAGACCAGUUAUAGAUCCUGAAGGGUAAAAGUGUGAAAUGUUGGCACAGAUCAAGCAGGCCCUCCAUUGAGAUGUUUACAUUUACGAAAAUGUGGGAAAAAUGCAAUACUGACCUCUCCAGGGCACAUUUUACAUGGGGAUGGUUUUUAUGUUCUUACCCAGCACUUUUACUCCACACGCCAAACUGGUGCUGACCAAUGGAGAAAGGAA